AUGCUGGGAUCUUCAGCGGCCCUAGUACGAGCAUUAGAGGCUACAUUCUCAGAGAAGGAAAACUCAAGAAUACCCCUUGAUGAUCAUCUUUCAACUACAAUAAACGAAUAUUUAGCUAAACACAACAACCUCACCACAAUAAAGCAAACUAGCAACAACAUACACGAAAAGCUUUAUCGACUCUAUAACGGGUGUAUCAAACCCUCGCGCAAAUUGGAACAGGAAAACACAUUUCUUGACGUAUUGAUUAGACUUUGUGAUGUGUUUAGUGAAGCGGAAGUUAGCUUGUGGGUUAUGACCUAUUUGAAAUCAGCAAUUGACAGUGCCGGAUAUGACUCGAAAUUUGCGGCUAAAUCUACAAAGCUUAUUGAAAAAGUGUUGACCAAUUAUACGAUAACUGAAUGUGAUCGUCUCAAUGAAGUGCAUGAGAGAUGUGCCAGCUCACUAGCGCAGCUCCUACUAGAUAUCUACUUGAACGAAGAUACGUUAGCAACUAAACUAAGGUUGGACGUCACAGAGACCACAAAACAGGGUCAAGCUUAUCACGAGAGAAUACGAUUUAUUCGAUACAAUUGUACAAACUUACUUUUAGAGUAUGGAAUGAAGCACACAACUCAAUAUUGCAAUCUUUUGAACCAAUAUAUGCAGAAACCCAACUAUCGUUUUGAGGUCAUUGUACUGCUAGGUUACUUGAUAAAUGCAGAUUUCAAAAAUGCGUCUGCCAUAGUUGAAGGUGAUUUAUUUCAAAGUUUGCUACGAUGUCUUCUUUUCGAUUUAGACCCCACUUUGGUUCAUUGCGCGUUGAAUGAUUUACUCAUGCUAAUCCCCAAAACUACUGCCAAAAUGGGGAAAUAUUUGUCGGAUAUUUUGUUGGUGUAUUUACGAUUGACAGAUUGGACUUUCCCAAAUGAGGCUGAAGCAAAGGAUAAAAUUGGUUUCGCAAAUCCAUUGCAUUUACAUUCAGGCUCUUGGGAAGUUGCAUUGAACCAAUACUCUGAAGAAACGGCUGAAACGCGGCUCAAUUACCAGUAUUUGUGCACCUUGAUAUAUGGAUUGUAUUAUUUCAAUUUUGCCUUCUUUCUAUGUGAUCCGAAGGAGUAUCUUUCCAACCAUUUACUGUCAAUCAUAUCAUUCGACUCACUUGAACAAUGGCUGUUGGAACAGAUUAGUGAGACCAAAUCCUUCAAGAAUGCCAUCUCAAUCACAAAGCAACUUUUAGGGUCAUUUCUUGUACAUCCGAAGUACUGGAAGAAAAUCGACUUGCAAGCAGAAUUGAGUAGCCCAGCCAGCUGGAUAUCUAAUGAAGCUAACCCAGAUGAUAUUGCCGUUGCGUGCUUCAGCUUGAACCCGAAUGUCUUUAUCGGGAAUGGCGAGACAGCUGAUUCUUCUUCUUUGCGCGAAUCCCAGGUUCCUUUUAAUGGUGUAGAUACCAUAUCAAGAUCAUCAUCAUCGGCUGGUCCAAUGUAUUUUCAAGUCAAUAAUCCCACCAAAGUUCAUUUGAGAUCUCGGUUGCUACAACAGAGAAAGAUGUCUAUUGUUCCGACUAACCUAGUUAUUGAGGAGAGCAAUCACGAGGAGAAUGAGGAUAGAUUCAAGUUUGCUGAUGACCACGAUCAGUCAAUUUCCGAUGGGUCCAGCAUGACCAGCCCAUCUUCAUCCAAACAAUAUCGUACCGAAAUUGUAUCGCAUUUGCUUCAUGACCAUGAAAGACUUUUCGCCACAGGUAAGCAUAACAGAUUGUACAAUCAAGGAAACUCAUUGUCCAGAACAAACUCUCUUGAUCCCAUCACUACAAUGACUGCGGACGAAACUAGUGACAAAUCAAAGCCGGAAAUGAAACUAGGUCGUCCAAUGUCGUCGCCUACGACAAAUUCGGAAGCAUCCAAUAUCUUUAAGGAUAACAGUACCACUACAACCACCACUAGUGCAUCUAUGGGAACAAAUGGAGACACCAGUACAUUGAAUAGCUCGGGAAAUGUUGCUUCUCAUUCAAGCUUGAAUGAAUUGAAUGGAAAUGGAACAAUAAUUGAUUUUUAUCAACGGGAGUUGUUACUUUUCAAAAAUGAAUUGGAACUUUCGAGUUACAUGAAACAUUUGAAUAAGCACCAUUAUUUAAGUGUGAAAAAUGAGUCACUUAAAGAUUGUGAAUUGCCUAUAGACUCUACGCGACGUGAUGAAGAAGGCAAGUUUGCCAAAGUUAUUGAAGAUGUCAAGAGCGAGUGGGCUGAAAAACAACGACAAUUUGAUCGCCAAUAUGAUUUGUUGACAACCAAGAUCAAGGAGCUAGAGGAUGAGCGAGACAAACUUUGUGCGCAAUUAUCGGAACUACAGCUUUCAGCGGAAACUAAAGCCAGGGAAUGCACUGAAUUGGUACAGAGUGUACUUCCAAAUAAGGAUUACGAAAUUGAACAGUUGAAACUAAAGCUAAAGGCUAUGGAGCUAUCAAAGCAUGAGCUGGAAAAUACGAUUUCUCAAGAUCAAGCUUAUAACAUAUCACUAGAUGCUAAGGAAGAACUGCUGGCAACCCAGAAAGCAUUGGAGGAUCAAAUUUACAAUUACAAGAUGGAACAUCAAGUAUUGAUUCAACAAAUUGCACAAUUGGAACACGAAAAUAGAGUUGCGCAGACACGUUACAAUACUAUGGUGACUCAAUACGAAACGAAAUUGGAAAAGACCAAGCUAUCACUCUCGGACACCUUGAGCUCGUUUUCUGCACCGUUUGAAAAAAGAAUCUCUGAAUUACAAGCAGUGAUUUACAAGUAUCAAACUUUACUAGAGGAUCGAACACGUAACAGUGUUGCCACCUCGUCGUUGAAUGGAGCUGGCACUGUGCCCAUUCCCAUUGUACGACAAAACAGUUCUAGUAGCUCGGGUAAUUACUCGUAUGGGCAUGAAGACAGUCAUGGUAACAAUACUGUACCUACACGCCCAGUGGCACCCAUACAACACAUGUUUAGAAAUGGAAGCAAUAACAGUAGUGGUGGUAAAACUGGCAAUGGAAUUACCACUGGUGAAGGCGACAGUUUGCCAUUUAUGAGAGGUCGCGGUGGUUUGCAGAAGAGAACAAGAAAAUUUAUGUAA
Lodderomyces theae is the source of this 3081-nucleotide messenger RNA. RefSeq lists its product as uncharacterized. Bases 1 to 3081 code for a protein of 1026 amino acids. NCBI's taxonomy places the organism in Eukaryota, Fungi, Ascomycota, Pichiomycetes, Serinales, Debaryomycetaceae. Gene Ontology annotation, cellular component: TSC1-TSC2 complex. Gene Ontology annotation, biological process: regulation of cell cycle; negative regulation of TOR signaling. The transcript has a single exon. The record is from RefSeq and is a predicted model, not a curated record.